AUGGCUACCUUGGACGAUGACACCAACCGCACUCUGCGUGCGGACAGCGUUAACAGCUCAGUCGAUGCAGUAAACCACAAGUCCAACGACAAUGCAUGUGAUAAAGACAACACGCAGUAUCCUCCACUGCCCAAGGUCAUUGUCAUCAUGCUUUCUCUGUAUCUGGCCAUUUUCCUGGUAGCAUUGGACAGAACCAUUAUCACAACAGCAACACCGCGCAUCACCGACACAUUCAACUCUCUGGGUGACAUUGGAUGGUACGGCAGUGCCUAUCUGCUGACCUGCUGCUCGUUCCAACUGGUAUUUGGCCGCGUGUACACCUUCUACUCACCUAAGUGGGUGUUCCUGGCAGCAAUCCUACUGUUUGAAAUUGGGUCAGUGGUAUCUGGUGCGGCGCCAUCCUCGACAGUCUUUAUCGUCGGACGAGCUAUUGCCGGAAUUGGGGCAUCGGGUUUGUCGUCUGGUGUGAUCGUUAUCAUGGUCCAUAUGGCGCCGCUACACAAGCGACCCAUGUACACUGGUAUUCUGGGCGGCGUUUUUGGAAUUGCGUCCAUUGUGGCGCCUAUGAUGGGUGGUGCCUUUACCGACAACGUAUCUUGGCGAUGGUGUUUCUACAUUAACCUACCCAUCGGCGCCGUGACCAUCGUUAUCGUCGCGCUGGUACUGCAGCUGCCCGAGGCCUCCAACGGGCAAUUAUCAGCACGCGAGAGACUCCAGAAGCUUGAUCCCAUUGGCACUGCCCUAUUUUUGCCAGGCAUGAUCUGUCUUCUGUUGGCACUGCAGUGGGGUGGCACUACAUAUGCUUGGAGCAGUGGGCGUGUGGUCGCACUCCUUGUCCUCGCCGUCGUGUUGCUGCUGGCGUUUAUUGCUGUGCAGCACUGGAAGAAGGACGACGGUACGGUUCCGCCACGCAUCUUCUUGCGCCGUAGCAUCGUCUCCGGCUUCUGGUACUCCUUUAUGCUGAACGGGUCGAUGAUGGUGAUCUUGUACUAUAUUCCCAUCUGGUUCCAGGCUGUCAAGGACGCAUCCCCAGUCAAAUCAGGCAUCAUGACGCUCCCCAUGGUCAUUGGCCUCGUCUUGGGCAGUAUUUUCGCCGGUGCGGGUGUCACCAACUCGGGAUACUACACGCCUUUCAUGAUCGUAGGCAGUAUUCUCCUCUCCGUCGGCUCCGGGCUUAUGACCACUUUCACGACCUCGACCGGCCAUGCGCAGUGGAUUGGCUUCCAGGCAUGCUUUGGCCUUGGUAUCGGCUUUGGCAUGCAGCAGCCUGGCGCAGCCGCACAGACGGUGCUGGCACCGCAGGAUGUUCCGACCGGUGUGUCGUUGAUCUUCUUUGCGCAGUACUUUGGUGGUGCCCUCUGGAUUUCAGUCGCCAACAACGUCUUUUCCAACCGCUUGGCCGAGUCGAUCUCGAGUAUGGUCCAUGGUAUUGAUGCUGGCCGUAUUGUCAAUGUUGGUGCCACCGCCGUGCGCUCCGUUGUCGACCCUGACCAGCUGCCUGCCGUGUUGAAGGCCUACAAUAAUGCCGUUGUCGACGCAUUUUACGUCGCCGUUGCGUGCGCGUGCGCUACUGCUCUCGGUUCAUUGGCUAUGGAGUGGAAGAGCAUGAAACCAGAAGGUGGCGGCGGUGGACGUUGGGCCAAGAAGGAGAAUGUAGACAAGGAAGCUGCCUAA
Molecule: messenger RNA, 1674 nt
Organism: Talaromyces rugulosus
Lineage: Eukaryota; Fungi; Ascomycota; Eurotiomycetes; Eurotiales; Trichocomaceae
Exons: 2
Coding region: 1-1674 (557 amino acids)
Biological process (GO): transmembrane transport
Molecular function (GO): transmembrane transporter activity
Source: RefSeq, a predicted model, not a curated record